UGGACACACAGUAGGCUUGACUGUGGUCUGUAGCCACAAACUUUUUCGGCAAACAACCGUUCAAAUUUCCAGCAUAAUUAUAAAAUGGCUGAAAAUCAGGAAUCCCUGCAGGACUCGUCGGUGUCGUCACGCAUCACGCUGUUUAACCAGCAAGCUGAACAGCAUAAAAACUGGAUGAUGAUAAACCCCUUCGCCCAUUACAAUGUGAGUGAGAUUCCGAAGAGGACUUUUUCAAAGGACGAAUACGGCCGAGCUCCGACGGGCAGUCUUUCCGAGCAGAGAUCCUUGCAGGCCAGUGUCCGUGCUCUGGAGGAGAUCCUCCAACUGUGCGAUAUAAUUCAGAAAUCCGGUCGCGUUGAUCCUAUUGAUGGCAGAAGAGUACUAGCUUUCGGUCAGCUAUUUGAAACCUACAACAAUAUAUCCGACAAGUUGCUUGCCACGCUGUUGGGUGCUCGAAAGUAUGGAUUCGUAGACUUUAGCGGGGAAACCCUUUUUCAAGGUCGUGAUGACACUGAACCCGUCCGCCUGCUUCGCCCCUUCGAGGAGCUCCAAACCGACAUCAUUGCCAAGGUCGCUGAUCUGCGCUGCGAUUUCACCGAAAAACCAGAGGAAUCCAAUCUCCUUCGCGAGGAUUAGCCAAUGUUCUCUGCUCAGAAGUGGGCCAGAAACUGUCACCUACUUCACAGGCACGUGUUCGCCUCUGAACCCUUUUGCUAAUUGAAUUAAAGUCUGGGUAUCUGGCCGAGCGGCUUUUAACCAACAGCGAAAACCAGUGCGAAAAACCGGCAAUCCCAUCACGUAUACGACAAGAGGGCCACGUCAAAAACACCUGUCGCUGUGCCUUUUUAUAGCACAUCACCCCUGCGAUUGUAUUACCUGCAGGAAAUAAACAAAUUAUAGCCGA
Molecule: messenger RNA, 904 nt
Organism: Drosophila erecta
Lineage: Eukaryota; Metazoa; Arthropoda; Insecta; Diptera; Drosophilidae
Product: actin-binding Rho-activating protein
Exons: 2
Coding region: 85-636 (183 amino acids)
Biological process (GO): positive regulation of Rho protein signal transduction
Molecular function (GO): actin binding
Source: RefSeq, a predicted model, not a curated record